AUGAUCAGUGUAGCCCCAGCAGUGCCACCUGUCAGUGUCCAUCAAUGCCUCCUGUCAGUGCCACAUCAAUGCCACACAUCAGUGCCUACCAGUGCACAUCAAUGCCACAUAUCAGUGCCCAUCUGAGCUGCAUUUCAGUGCCACCUAUCAGUGCUGCCAAUCAAUGCCACCUAUCAGUGCCAGUCAGUGCCACCUAUCAGUGCUGCCUAUCAGUUCCAGUCAGUGCCGCCUAUCAGUGCCAGCUAUCAGUGCCAUAUAUGAGUGCUGCCUUUCAGUGCCCAUUAGUGAUGCCUGUCAAUGCCCAUCAGUGCCACCUACCAGUGCCUCCUCAUCAGUGCCCAUAGCUUAGUGAAUGCGGUAAAGCUCUACUGACUUUCAUCAUCCAAUCUUGUGCAAGAAAAAUGUUUAGUUUUUUUUUUUUUUCCUUGCAUGUGAUUGGGUAUUGUUUACACCAUAUAACGAAUCUAUGGAGCAAAUUCCUUUGCAAUGUGCAACCUCCCUUGCAAAAUGCAGUUUAUUUGCCUUUAGUAAAUCAGCUCCACUGUCUUGGCCUUUGCAUAAUGAAGACAUCUCAACAACUCACAUAAAUAAAAAUUGGUUAUAAACUAAUUUGGGUUAUUUUUUUUUUUUUCUAAAAAGAUAACAAUACAUUUUGGCCAAGAUUUAUGAAGAAAUA
Messenger RNA from Staurois parvus, 676 nucleotides. The record is from the annotation of a GenBank genome assembly. Lineage: Eukaryota; Metazoa; Chordata; Amphibia; Anura; Ranidae.